Messenger RNA from Xenopus laevis (African clawed frog), 5160 nucleotides. It is a transcript of the gene rock2.S, whose product is annotated as Rho-associated, coiled-coil containing protein kinase 2 S homeolog. Gene Ontology annotation, cellular component: nucleus; plasma membrane; cytoskeleton. The transcript is spliced from 32 exons. Gene Ontology annotation, molecular function: transferase activity; diacylglycerol binding; small GTPase binding. Bases 885 to 5006 code for a protein of 1373 amino acids. Gene Ontology annotation, biological process: cortical actin cytoskeleton organization; signal transduction; embryonic morphogenesis. NCBI's taxonomy places the organism in Eukaryota, Metazoa, Chordata, Amphibia, Anura, Pipidae. The record is from RefSeq and is a predicted model, not a curated record.
GGCAGGGAUCGCGCACAGGGCGGGAGGGGGAGGCAGUUCCAGCCCCCGGAGGAAGAGGAGGGGGCAGCAGUGUGAGAGGAAGGAGACGGGCCAGUGCGGGAGCAGCGCAUUCACACGGCAAGAGGAAUUGUUUGGCGGAUAGGGGAAAAGCCGCCUGGAACAGCGGAUACUUUGGUGAAGCAGCAGCCACCCCUGCCGGGAGCUCACAUUGGCCGGACCCACUGCCGGAACUUCCCUUUCUCCUGGCGCGAGACCUGUGGAUGUACAAGUUACCUGGAGGGAAGGACCUAUCAGCCUCCCCGGAUAGUUGUGUCUGUGAGACAGAGAGGGAGAGAGAAAGAGAGAGCAGGCACGGGGGGCAGUGGCCCCCUCUUCUCACUAACAUACACAUGGGGACCCCCUUUAGCUGCCCACGCCUUCUCAGGGGGUAGGGACCUGUCCCUGUAACCACUACUCCUCCAGAACAUCCUGAACUCCCUAUACACACACACUAUUGCUAUUCUCUAUCCCACAUACACACACUAUUGCUUUUCUCUACCCCAGAUAGACUCACCUCUGUCCUUACUCCCACACUCACUCCUAUCCCUGCACACUCAUAGCUAGAAGGGCUACUUUGUUUAUGGAAAGCUGCUGUACCACUUUAGGGGCCCUAAAGUUUAGCCAUAUCAAAGUGGCCCCAUACACCCCCCACAUCCCUACACUGACUCGAUAUCCUACAGGACUUACCCUUAGAUCAGCUCAGUAUCGGGGGCAGGCAAGGGGGACAUCACAUGGGAUACAGACCUUUUGCACCUGGAGAUAAAGAAGUGGCGAGAAGAGGCUGAAGGAUAAAAAGCCUGUUACCCUUGAAAACAAGCCAAGGAUUAUUGUACCCCAGAGCAGAAAUGUCUCCCCCGCAGGACGAGUACAUGGGCACCCGGUGGCAGACGCUGGAAGCCAUUCUACGAGACCCCCGCUCCCCUAUCAAUGUCGAGGGCUUGUUGGAUGGCCUUAACUCAAUCGUCCUGGACCUUGAUUUCCCUGCACUACGAAAGAACAAGAAUAUAGAUAACUUUUUAAAUAGAUAUGAAAAAAUUGUCAGGGAAGUCCGCAAGCUUCAGAUGAAAGCCGAAGACUAUGACGUUGUCAAAGUCAUUGGAAGAGGUGCCUUUGGGGAAGUCCAGUUGGUUCGCCACAAAAGUUCUCAGAAGGUUUACGCUAUGAAACUCCUCAGUAAAUUGGAAAUGAUCAAACGAUCUGACUCUGCCUUUUUUUGGGAAGAAAGAGAUAUCAUGGCCUUCGCUAAUAGCCCUUGGGUAGUUCAGCUCUCUUGUGCCUUUCAAGAUGAGAAGCACCUGUAUAUGGUGAUGGAGUACAUGCCAGGGGGCGACCUGGUAAAUCUUAUGAGUAAUUAUGACAUGCCUGAGAAAUGGGCUAAGUUCUACACAGCAGAGGUUGUCCUUGCUCUGAAUGCCAUUCACUCCAUGGGUUUGAUACACAGGGAUGUCAAACCUGACAACAUGCUCUUGGAUAAGUACGGGCACCUGAAGCUGGCAGACUUUGGCACGUGCAUGAAGAUGGACCAAACAGGCAUGGUGCGCUGUGAUACUGCUGUUGGGACCCCGGAUUACAUAUCUCCUGAAGUUCUGAAAUCUCAGGGAGGUGAUGGAUACUAUGGCAGGGAGUGUGACUGGUGGUCUGUGGGGGUCUUCCUAUUUGAGAUGCUGGUUGGGGACACCCCAUUUUAUGCUGAUUCUCUGGUUGGAACCUACAGUAAAAUUAUGGACCAUAAGAACUCACUAAAUUUCACUGAUGAUGUGGAGAUCUCCACGCACGCCAAGAACCUCAUCUGUGCCUUUUUGACUGACAGAGAGGUACGACUUGGCAGGAACGGAAUUGAAGACAUAAAGCAGCACCCUUUCUUCAAGAACGACCAGUGGAACUGGGACAACAUUCGGGAAACGGUUGCUCCUGUUGUGCCUGAGUUGACUAGUGACAUUGACACCAGUAAUUUUGACGACAUCGAAGAUGACAAGGGAGAUGUGGAAACCUUUCCUAUCCCGAAAGCCUUUGCAGGAAACCAAUUGCCUUUCGUAGGUUUCACCUACUACCGUGAAAAUCUAUUGUUAAGCGAGUCUUCCCAAAAUUGUAAGGCGAAAAAUUCCUCUGUCCAACCAAUGAAAGAGCAGUCAGCGCAUUUGCAAAAAGUCAUUAACAAGCUGGAGGAGCAGCUCCACAAUGAGAUGCAAACCAAAGAUGAGCUGGAGCAAAAAUUCAGAGCUGUAAAUUUACGUUUGGAGAAGAUCGUAAAGGAGCUGGAUGAAGAGGCAAAAGCUAGGAAGAGCAUAGAGUCGACAACCAGGCAGCUUGAGCGGGAGAAGGCUCUUCUGCAGCACAAGAGCACAGAGUACCAAAGAAAAGCCGAGAAUGAUGCUGACAAGAAGCGGAGCUUGGAAAAUGAAGUGAACAGUUUAAAGGAUCAACUUGAAGAUUUGAAAAGGAGAAACCAAAACUCCCAAAUAUCGAACGAGAAGAUGAAUCAGCUACAAAGACAGCUGGAUGAAGCCAAUGCGCAGCUCCGCACAGAGUCUGAUGCAGCUGCCCGGCUGAGGAAGACUCAGACUGAGAUGUCCAAGCAGAUACAGCAGCUAGAAACCAACAACCGUGAGCUUCAGGAUAAGACCUGCAUGUUGGAGAAUGCUAAGCUGAAACUAGAAAAGGAUUUUAUUAACCUGCAGUCUGCUUUGGAGUCAGAACGUAGGGACCGCAAUCAGGGGUCAGAAGUAAUAAGUGACCUUCAAGGGAGAAUAUGUGUCUUGGAAGAGGAACUAAAGAAAGGCAAAGAGCUGCUGGCAAGAGCAGAAGCAGAAAAGCAGAAAUUGCACGAAAGGCUAGCCAUUUUGGAGAAGGAAAAGAGCAAUAUGGAAAUAGAUAUGACCUACAAACUGAAAGCACUACAGCAAAGCGUUGAGAAAGAGGAAUCUGAACAUAAAGCCACAAAGGCCCGCCUGGCUGACAAGAACAAAAUCUACCAGUCCAUUGAGGAGACCAAAUCAGAAGCAAUGAAAGACAUGGAGAAGAAGCUGCAAGAGGAACGCAUUGCCAAGCAGAGGCUGGAGAAUAUCUUGCUGGAGACAGAAAAACAAUACUCCAUGUUGGACUGUGACCUCAAACAAGCCAAACAAAAGAUCAAUGAGUUGGAGGCAAUCAAAGACAAACUCAAUGAGGACGUUAAAAACUUAACGCUUAAAACUGAACAAGAGACACAAAAGCGCAGCCUGUCGCAGAACGAUCUGAAGAUGCAAAUGCAGCAAGUAAAUAGCCUGAAGAUGUCUGAGAAGCAGCUGAAGCAAGAGAUCAACCAUCUGACAGAGAUCAAACUGAACCUGGAAAAGCAGAACAACGAGUUGCGCAAAGAAAGAGUAGAUGCGGAUGGACAGAUGAAGGAGCUUCAAGACCAGUUGGAGGCUGAGCAGUAUUUCUCAACGCUGUACAAGACUCAGGUUCGGGAGCUGAAAGAGGAGUGUGAUGACAAGGGCAAACUGUGCAAAGAGGUUCAGCAAAAAGUUCAAGAGCUCCAGGAUGAGAGAGACUCACUGGCAGCUCAGCUGGAGAUCACAUUGACCAAGGCUGACUCCGAGCAACUGGCGCGUUCCAUCGCAGAGGAACAGUACUCCGACCUGGAGAAAGAGAAGAUCAUGAAAGAACUAGAGAUUAAGGAGAUGAUGGCACGGCACAAGCAGGAGCUGGCGGAAAAAUAUGCUACAAUUGGUUCUUUGGAGGAAGCUAACAAAACACUGACUAUCGAUGUGGGUAAUUUGGCUAAUGAGAAGGAGGACUUAAACAACAAGCUGAAAGAAUCCCAGGAACAAAUUCAGAAAUUGAAAGAGGAAGAAAGCAGCAUUGUUACCGUCAAGGCACAGUUUGAGAAGCAGCUGUUGACUGAGAGGACUUUGAAGACACAGGCUGUGAACAAGCUAGCUGAGAUCAUGAACCGCAAAUUACCCACAAAGCGAGGGCCGGACACAGACGUACGAAGAAAGGAAAAGGAGAACCGCAAACUGCAGUUGGACCUGAAAUCAGAGCGUGAGAACUUCUCCCAGCUUGUCAUCAAGUACCAGAGGGAGAUGAAUGACAUGCAGGCGCAAAUAGCAGAAGAGAGCCAAGUCCGAAUUGAACUGCAAAUGGCGCUAGAUAGCAAAGACAGUGACAUAGAGCAGCUCCGGUCGCAAAUGCAGUCUUUGAACCUCGGACUCGACAGCACAAGUAUCGGCAGUGGACACGGUGACACCGAUGCUGAAGAUGGCUUUCCAGAAUCCAGGUUGGAAGGAUGGUUGUCGCUUCCCUUGCGCAACGCCAAAAAGUUUGGUUGGAAUAAGAAGUAUGUAGUGGUGAGCAGCAGGAAGAUCUUGUUUUAUGACAGUGAGCAGGAUAAGGAGCUGUCAAACCCAUCCAUGGUGCUGGAUAUUGAUAAGUUGUUCCAUGUGCGACCUGUUACUCAGACAGAUGUAUAUCGAGCUGAUGCCAAAGAGAUUCCACGGAUAUUCCAGAUUCUAUACGCCAAUGAAGGAGAAAGCAAGAAAGAACAAGAGUUCCAAGUGGAUCCGCUAGAGAAGUCCAAUUACAUAUGUCACAAAGGACAUGAGUUUAUCCCCACUCUCUACCAUUUUCCCACUAGCUGUGACGCUUGUAUGAAGCCCCUGUGGCACAUGUUUAAACCCCCUGCUGCUCUGGAGUGCCGGCGCUGCCAUAUCAAGUGCCACAAGGAUCACAUGGACAAGAAAGAAGAGAUAAUAGCACCGUGCAAAGUAAACUAUGAUAUUUCCACUGCAAAGAACCUACUAUUAUUAGCCAACUCCACAGAAGAACAGCAGAAGUGGGUGAGUCGACUGGUGAAAAAGAUCCCCAAGAAGCCCCCAGCCUCUGACCCUCAAGCCCGGUCCUCUCCACGGCCUCCUGCUAAGGCUCCGCUAAACCAAUCCAUGAGGCGGCCAAGCCGACAGCUUCCUUCUAAUAAACCCAGCUAACCUUGCGUGAAUGCAGUCCCCGUUUCAAGACGUUCGUUUCUUCCAGCUUAAAUAAGACUGAAAGCCUUCAACAAAUAGUGUCUAUUAAAGAAAAAAAAACUAAAUAUAUAUAUUUUUUUUCCUAAGAAACUGUGCUAUAUAUAAAACAAAGGUU